Aphis gossypii (cotton aphid) is the source of this 1750-nucleotide messenger RNA. RefSeq lists its product as uncharacterized. NCBI's taxonomy places the organism in Eukaryota, Metazoa, Arthropoda, Insecta, Hemiptera, Aphididae. The coding region runs from base 1 to 1725 and encodes 574 amino acids. The record is from RefSeq and is a predicted model, not a curated record. The transcript is spliced from 12 exons.
AUGGAUGAAUUUACUGUUGGCGUGCUGAUUGAAUGGGGAUUUGAAGAAUUGAUUGAUACGUUUAAAGAUGAGGAAAUUGGUAAAGAUGAGUUUAUGUCAUUAACAGAACUAAUGGUUAAAGAAUUAAUACCAAAGAUGGGUAAACGUGCAUCAUUUUAUAAAAAAUUAACUAGGCUAAAGAAAUUCAAGAUAUUAUAUAAUAUGAAUGUCAAUAUAAUUGACAAAUCAGUCACUGGAACACUUAUUGAAUCAAUCAAAUGUACUGAAGCAUCUAUACCUGCAGCUAUUGCAAUAUCACCUUCAGUGCCAGAGGAUCAAAUGAACGAACAUGUAGAUAAUGUAAAUAUAUCUAAUAUAACCAACUUUGAGAUUUAUGAAGAUGAUUUAUUUGGUAACACUCUACUUGAAUCUAAUGAUCAAGCAAUAAUAUCACCAUUUAUAGGUGGUAGUUCUCAAGAGACUGAAAAAAAUGUGAUCAACCAUAUUGGCACUUCAAAGAAUAAUUGCCAUCAGUCAUUAAGUACUAAUGAAAUUGUUGAGAAUGCUAAAAAUUAUGUUAGUGACAUACUCAAUAAAUAUAGUGAUGGCAAAGUAGUACUUAAUUAUUAUGAUUCUAUUGGCACAUUAAAUCAAUAUACAAGAAAUUGUUUGUCUUCCAUCAUUAUUAAACAUGAAAUCCAACAGUCUAUCAAAAUUGAAAAAAAAAGAUUUUCACUAUUAGCCAAAGGUAUUGAACAAUUAUUUCCAUGUGAGACUGGAGAAACCUAUUUUACCCCUUAUUUUAAAGAUGGAAAUAAUGUACACCCAAUGAGAGGGAAAUUAUAUGACAAAUAUUGUAAUCUGCGAAAGCAAAUUAAACAAAUAAAUCCAUCGAAAGUUAUUGUAACAUCACAGUCUGUAGAAAAUGAUAUUUUAAUUGAUGAUGCCGAGUGUAAAGAAAAAAUAUUGUGGCUUAAGAAUAAUACACUACCUACCCAGACUCUACAUAAAUAUUGGACUGAAACAUCAAAUUAUAGAUUGAAAAUAAAAGAAAAUUGUAUUGACAUUUAUCCUGCCUUUAAAAGUCCUACUGGUCAUUUAUUAAUUGAAAUAGAUUUCCAGACUUUGUACCCUGGAAAAGAAAAACUUUUAUUCCUUAAGUUUGACAUAUUUAAAGUCAAGUUAAUCAACUAUAUUGAUAAACUAAAAAAACGUUUUUCAUUACAAGACGAGUCUACAUUACUUUCCGAACUUAAAACCCCAUCAAGGCCUGGUAAUGAUAACAUAUCUGUCCUCAAACUUUUGCCGCAACUUUUUCAACCAUUAACAAUCAAGUUGGACAAAAAACGUAAAAUAGACGGCAAACAUUCAAUUUGGAGACCAUCGAAGGCUGAACAAGCAGAUUCUUUUGUUUUAUUUAUACCUGAUGUCUCUGAAUUAAGAAAUGUCCAUGCCCAAAAAAUAGAAAAAGCAAUUCAAUAUGGUACAACAUUGCAGCCUUAUAUAGUAAUCGUUGAUGACAAUGACAUUUAUGCUGUGAUCAACAGCAUAUAUUAUAAGUUAGAAACACCGUUAAAGGCAUUAGAUGUUUGUUACAAAUCUUAUUUUGCUCUUAACUUACACUAUCCUCAAGAAAGUGAACAGAUUUGGUUGUUUAUCCAAAACUAUUUCUUCGAUACAACGCUCAAGUCAGAUAAACAUGUUUUAUUUGUUAAAACAUUUAUAAACGAUUUAAAUAACAUAUAAUUAUCACUUUCUAGUGAGUACUAUA